AUGUCGCGAGCACUUGACAAGAGUGUAAAAGAAGCUCUUAAGCAUGGCGACCAUCAUCAAGUGUUUCUAGAUAUCUCAGAUGUUCUCACAGAAUCAUCAGAUCAACUUCUUGAGAUUGAGUUACUCGGCAAAAGCCAUGUGCUAGAUCCCAACUCAACAGUACUACGCGAUGAGAAUGCUGUCGCUAUCCCAAAGUUGCGCAUAGUUCAAGCUUUCAUAGUGGCUCAGAAAUUUCACAAAAAGUUCCUGGCAGUGGAUCACAAUGUGUCGAUGAACCAAAUUCGGAGAUCAACAGCAGUUAUGUUGUUGAUGGAUCCAGAGCACUUGACUGCUGCCAACACCAGAAAGAGGCUUGUCACAAAUGAGUCAAAGGACGAAAGUAUCGAGGACAUAUUGCGCUCCGAGAAACACCUGCUGGACAGCCUACUAACCAGUCGUCUUCAUCGGCAUACCAAAUCACCAACAAUAUGGAAUCAUCGUCGCUGGCUCAUGGAACAAUACCGCCUCCAGGGCAAAGAUGUUCCAGUGGAAGAUGACAUCUCUAGAAUCAUCAUGGUAUCUGGCGAACGACAUCCUCGAAACUACUACGCUUGGUGCCAUGCAAGAUAUCUGAUCAGUGCCUUUAUCUUACCAUCAGCAAAGCCCAAAGAUGCUCUGUCCCGAAUUAUUAGGUCAACGCAAAAGUGGUGCUUCUCACACCACAACGACAUAUCAGGCUGGCAGUUCCUGAUAUUCCUGCUCAGUAAGCAUGUUUCCGAGACAUCGCUCGUCUUUCGCGAAACACUGAAGCUUGCGAGCUCGUUCAAGUGGCGCAAUGAGUCUGUCUGGUAUUUCCUCCGAUACAUCGCUGCCUGGGGAGCCACUCCUGCCGAUAUGAUAGAGUUUGAGAAUGUUCGAAGGGUGUUAUUGGAGAGUGCUGCUGAAGAUGAGACUGGGAAACGCACACUUGAAAGAGCGCAGCAAUGGUUAGAGGUCGUUGAUGGAUUCUAA
Messenger RNA from Fusarium venenatum, 990 nucleotides. RefSeq lists its product as uncharacterized. Gene Ontology annotation, cellular component: cytoplasm. Gene Ontology annotation, molecular function: protein prenyltransferase activity. The record is from RefSeq and is a predicted model, not a curated record. Lineage: Eukaryota; Fungi; Ascomycota; Sordariomycetes; Hypocreales; Nectriaceae. Gene Ontology annotation, biological process: protein prenylation.